AUGGUGAAACUGGGGAAUAAUUUCAGCGAGAAGAGCACAAAGCAGCCUCUUUUGGAGGAUGGAUUUGACACCAUCCCCCUGAUCACACCCCUGGAUGUCAAUCAGCUCCAGUUCCCACCUCCUGAUAAGGUUGUGGUCAAAACGAAAACAGAAUAUGAACCUGAUCGCAAGAAGGGCAAGUUCCGUACUCCUAAAAUAGCUGAAUUCACAAUCAGCAUCACUGAAGGGGUUUCAGAAAGAUUUAAGGUAACUGUGCUGGUCCUUUUUGCCCUUGCAUUCUUAACGUGUGUUGUAUUUCUGGUAGUCUACAAGGUUUACAAGUAUGAUCAUACCUGUCCAGAAGGAUUUGUUUUCAAGAAUAAUCAAUGCAUUCCAGCUGGGUUGGAAAACUACUACUCUGAACAAGACUCCAGUGCUCGAGGGAAAUUUUACACAGUCAUAAACCACUACAAUCUGGCCAAACAAACCAUCACACGCUCAGUGUCCCCGUGGAUGACAGUACUGUCAGAAGAGAAACUAUCUGAACAGGAGACUGAAGCUGCUGAAAAAUCAGCUUAG
Molecule: messenger RNA, 558 nt
Organism: Gavia stellata (red-throated loon)
Lineage: Eukaryota; Metazoa; Chordata; Aves; Gaviiformes; Gaviidae
Gene: NSG1
Product: neuronal vesicle trafficking associated 1
Exons: 4
Coding region: 1-558 (185 amino acids)
Biological process (GO): G protein-coupled dopamine receptor signaling pathway; endosomal transport; clathrin coat assembly
Cellular component (GO): membrane; endosome
Molecular function (GO): clathrin light chain binding
Source: RefSeq, a predicted model, not a curated record